UGUCAGAUACCCGAAGCAGAGAGCCUACUGAAUUAUGAAUGUUGCCCACAACGUCCACGUAGCAAAUGGCUCCGUGUACGUUCCGCCACCGGACUACGGAGACGUGCCUCCGACAAUCCUCAACGCCCCGGUGACGCCUGGAUUUGUGGCGCCGCCCCCUAUCGAGCAAGGCGACUGGUGGACGCAGACCAAGCUGUGGUACAGGCAGCAGUGGAAGAAGACCGACCCGGUGCUUCCGGCGGUGCCGGCGUCACUAGGCCUCGCUGCGACCGCAGCGUCCCUGGCGGGCAAUCUCACCGGCACUGGAAUGGUGAUGAUACCCUUUGCCUUCGUGUGGAUAGGGUGGAGUGCUAUUCUUUGGCUUCCACUGUUCGGAGUUCUCGCGGCCUUUAGCGCGAGCCUGCUCGAGUCAUGCUGUGAAAUGUUGGAGGUGCGCUACGAAGAGUACCGCCGGUUCCACUGGUACACACAGUACUCGGACAUCGCCAACAGAGCCUUGGGACCAGCACUAGCGAAAGUCGUGACGGCCCUGCGGUUCCUCUGCGUCGUGGGAGUCUGGGCCGUGGUCAUUGUUAUCGCAUCGGCCGCUAUGGUUGACUUCGUUGCCGCCCUCAUGCCAACGCCAAUCCCAAAGGGAUACGUCUACUGCAGCCUUGUCACUGUCUACGGAGUGUUUUUCACACUCUACAGCGGCCCUGUGGCACCCCAUGGAAGAUACUGGCGAGUGUGA
Molecule: messenger RNA, 730 nt
Organism: Rhipicephalus sanguineus (brown dog tick)
Lineage: Eukaryota; Metazoa; Arthropoda; Arachnida; Ixodida; Ixodidae
Exons: 3
Coding region: 35-730 (231 amino acids)
Source: RefSeq, a predicted model, not a curated record